CAGUCUGACGCUGGGUCACCUAAAACUAUCCACAUAUAUUCAGGAAAAAAAUAAUCGAAUUUAUUGUGUUGUGUCUUAAUCUUUGUGAUUGGGAGCAAGGUACCGUGUUCUCUGAACUGUUUUUAAGUCUCUCUCUCUCUCUCUCUUAUGUUUGCAGGCUCUCAACUCUCAAGGCCAUUGCAAAGAUUCCUUGAGCAUCUUCUUUUAGGCUUCUUAUUUUACUCUCCAUUUUAACCUUUGGUUAUCAACAAAGGCAAAGGAAGAUCUGAAAAUGUUGAGUGCUUUUUUUUUUUUAAUUAAAAAAUCUGUGUUAGAGCCUUGAACGAAGGCUCAGAGAUGAGACCGGUUCUCUCUUCUCUGUGACUUUUGGGAAAGAAGAUCGAAGACCCAUUUUUCAUUGGAAGUUCUUUGUAGAUCAAGAACUUUGCUUUGGCUUUGGUGGAUUUACCGGCAUUCUUAAGAUGAGAGGGAAAGUUGUCUUUUUGAAAUUGGAUUUCGAUAGGUGAACGUAUCUGGUAGGAUUGAUUUAAUAUUUCUUGGUUAAUACGGGCACUAGAUUGUUGCCAAAAAGCUAUAUUAAAUAACGUGCAAAGGAGCAAGGAGCAGACAUUGCAUACUUGGAUGCUCAUGUUUAAGAUGUGUGUUGAUAAAGAAAACGAGGUUGUGAUAAAUUUGGUUGUUCUCUUGUAGUGAUUCUUUAUUGAUUAAGGAGUGCAUCAGGUUAUUGUUGAUGGCAUCAAUUAGAAGAACACUGUCUCCAGUGCCUCGGCAGGGGACUCUAGUUACUGGAGAGGUUGAACGUUCAGUUCCUUCUCCUUUGUCCAAGUCUUCAUCAUGUAAUCAGAACUACCCACCUUCUGGCGGAUUGCUAUCUUCUCUUUUUGGUUUAUCGGAUUCUCAAUCUUUGGUUCUUGGUGUUUUCUCUCCGAGAUCCUCUAGGCCUCUUGACAGGUCAAAACAGAAAGGACAAGUUUGGACGAGAGCUCUUUUUCAUUUCUUCAUUUGUUUCAUAGUUGGUUUUUUUAUUGGAUUGACACCAUUCAUUUCCAUGGACUUUUCUUAUAUGAAUCCCAUUUCAAAGCACCAGGCAUUCUCCUUUGAGGUAGUAUCAACGGCUGGGAAUUUUCAAACGCUUGACAGUUCAGCAAGAAAUGUAACUUCAAUAAUGGACAAAGCGGAGGUUGAAAGUAAUGUCACAUUGGAGGCAUUAGUGCAGAAACAGGAAGUGAUAGAAGGGCAUUUAGAUAAUGCCUUCACUAAUCAGUUACUCUCUCAAGAUAUAGAUCUGGAAUCUCGUAAGCUUUUAAUAGUUGUGACUCCAACAUAUGCUCGACCACUUCAAGCCUACUAUCUAAAUCGUUUGGCAUACACAUUAAGGCUGGUCCAACCUCCUCUAUUGUGGGUGGUUGUGGAGAUGACCUCCCAGUCUGAGGAAGCAGCUGACAUCCUAAGAAGGAGUAGUGUUAUGUACAGGCAUCUUGUUUGCAAGAAAAAUCUGACUGAUAUAAAAGACAGAAAUGUUCACCAAAGAAAUGUGGCACUGUCUCACAUUGAAACUCAUCAUCUUGAUGGAAUUGUCUACUUUGCCAAUGAGGAUAACAUCUACUCGAUCGAUCUCUUUGAGCAAAUGAGGCAUAUUAGGCGGUUCGGGACAUGGACUGUGGCCAAACAAACAUGGGACAAAAGUAGAGCUAUAUUGGAGGGCCCUGUUUGUAAUGGAACUCAAGUCAUUGGAUGGCACCUAAAAGGAUUAAGUAGGAGAUUCCGAAGAUUCCAUGCUGAACUGUCAGGGUUUGCCUUCAACAGUACCAUACUCUGGGACCCAAAGCAAUGGCACCGACCAACUCUUGAACCAAUUAGACAACUUGACACAGUAAAAGAUGGCUUUCAAGCAAGCUCGUUCAUUGAACAAGUUGUGGAAGAUGAAAGCCAGAUGGAAGGCUUGCUGCAGGACUGCUCAAGAAUCAUGGUUUGGGAGCUUAAUGCUGAAUCAUCUAAUUCCUUCUACCCCCAAAAAUGGUCAAUGAAGAAUAAUUUAGAUAUUAUUGCUCCACUUGCAUGAAAUUCUGGAUGCGGAAGGCGUUAAUUUUGAUUUUCAAGGAAAGAUGGCUGAGAAUCGCAUAUCAUUUCAGCGAACCGAGACUCAUAACUAGGCUGAUGCUGACACCAAAUGGCCAAGCAUACAACUCGUUGAUGUACGUACCUUCUAGAUGAAUUGGCAGGGUAUUUUGCAUACAAGUGUAAACAUAAUCGUUGUACAGUAUAUUAUUUUACCAUUUAUGCAUUGCCUGCUCAUUUUGGUUGAGGGAAAUUUCAUGGAACUAGUUAGGAACGGGUGGUCAAAUUAAAAGCAUCCUUGUGUGAUACAGACUGUAAUGUUACUUUGGCUCUCAUUCUGUUUUUAGCAAUUCCUUCGAGUAAAACUGAAAGCAAUUUUGAUUAUUUACUUGUUAUCCCCA
Molecule: messenger RNA, 2459 nt
Organism: Theobroma umbraticum
Lineage: Eukaryota; Viridiplantae; Streptophyta; Magnoliopsida; Malvales; Malvaceae
Product: putative beta-1,4-xylosyltransferase IRX9H
Biological process (GO): glucuronoxylan biosynthetic process; plant-type secondary cell wall biogenesis
Cellular component (GO): Golgi membrane
Molecular function (GO): xylosyltransferase activity; galactosylgalactosylxylosylprotein 3-beta-glucuronosyltransferase activity
Source: RefSeq, a predicted model, not a curated record